AUGAACAUAUAUAUAACAAAUCCCAAUUUUUUUCACAAAUUAUUUAUUUUGCCACGGCAAAAAUCACGACUUUGGAUCAAACGCAAGAAGAACAACACAAUGAUAGUUGCAACGGCAAAUUCCUUCGGAAAUCGAAAUUCAUUGUUGAUAUCCCUUCUUUUAGUUUCAUCUUCACUUCACUUCUUCUGUAUCUCUCCACUCCUUGCCAAAUCUUCUCCUCACCCAAUCUCUGAUGUUCAAGUUAGGAGCAACAAGCUUCAAUGCUAUGCUGAUAUUGACAGUGGGUUGUGGGGUUGGUCAUGCAAAUCAUCGAUGAUAGCAAGGGAGAACUGUGCUCUGCGAUGCCUUUCACCAUCUUGUUACGAGCUUAUCUACGAGAGUGACCCGCUUGAAGAAGGAGAAAAGGACUUCGUUCGGAGCCAAGAGUACAAAUACUGCAUGCAUAAGUUGUCCAUGGGAGAGACCCUCGAGGGUGUUAAGGGUGCGUUUGGCCAAUAA
Lathyrus sativus (Indian pea) is the source of this 498-nucleotide messenger RNA. Lineage: Eukaryota; Viridiplantae; Streptophyta; Magnoliopsida; Fabales; Fabaceae. The record is from the annotation of a GenBank genome assembly.